AUGAAUACAAAAUAUAUCCAAAAGGAUGGGGUCGAUGCAUCCAUGUUAGUGAAUUUUUGUAAUGUUCAAUUGCUAGCUAAGCAACUUGAAUGGGCAAUUGAUAUUUUGGAAAUUGCACUUCUAGAUACAAUGCUUGUUUUUGGAUUUGGCAACAGUUCUAGUCAUAGAGCCUUCGCUGAAGAUGCAUUG
Dentiscutata heterogama is the source of this 189-nucleotide messenger RNA. The record is from the annotation of a GenBank genome assembly. NCBI's taxonomy places the organism in Eukaryota, Fungi, Glomeromycota, Glomeromycetes, Diversisporales, Gigasporaceae.